Micropterus dolomieu (smallmouth bass) is the source of this 5515-nucleotide messenger RNA. RefSeq names its product carbamoyl-phosphate synthase 1, mitochondrial (gene cps1). Gene Ontology annotation, molecular function: metal ion binding; ATP binding; carbamoyl-phosphate synthase (glutamine-hydrolyzing) activity. The coding region runs from base 183 to 4703 and encodes 1506 amino acids. The transcript has 38 exons. The record is from RefSeq and is a predicted model, not a curated record. Lineage: Eukaryota; Metazoa; Chordata; Actinopteri; Centrarchiformes; Centrarchidae. Gene Ontology annotation, cellular component: cytoplasm; carbamoyl-phosphate synthase complex. Gene Ontology annotation, biological process: L-glutamine metabolic process; 'de novo' pyrimidine nucleobase biosynthetic process; L-arginine biosynthetic process.
GUGUUUAACUUCCUGUACGUCCUGUUACUUUCUCUGUGAGGACACUAGGGGCAGCCCAAAAGUAAUUCAUUCAUCUGUCUUCAAAAGAAAACUUACUCGUAGCUGUACAGUUAGCAGUUUGUAAGACUGUGUAUUUAUUGAAUUACGUAUGCUACUUUACUAAAAGAGUAUCUUCGGCUAAUAUGGCAAAAAUCCUUUUAGCUAACAGCAUUGUAAAAUCCCUGGGACAUGGAUGUGUGGUUGGCAGAAGAGUGGGAAACACGCCAGCCUGGCUGAUACUUCAAACUACUAGACUUUUAAGUGUGAAGGCCCAGACAGCCCACCUAGUCUUGGAGGAUGGCACCAGGAUGAAAGGGUUUUCCUUUGGGCAUGAUUCCUCUGUAGCCGGGGAACUGGUCUUCAAUACUGGCCUUGUGGGGUAUCCUGAGGCCCUUACUGACCCCAGUUACAGAGGUCAGAUCCUGACCCUGACUUACCCUAUUGUAGGAAACUAUGGGGUACCCAACACCCAGGAGCUGGACAUGCUGGGCCUGAGAAAACAUGUGGAGUCAGAGCGCAUCCAGGUAUCUGGUCUUGUGGUUCAAGACUACAGCUAUGAAUACAGCCACUGGAACUCUGUCAAGUCUUUGGCACAAUGGCUACAAGAAGAGAAGGUUCCUGCAUUGUUUGGGAUAGACACCAGAAUGCUUACCAAGGCCAUCAGAGACAAGGGAACAGUUUUGGGGAAGAUUGAAUUUGAAGGGCAGCCUGUUGAGAUAUCAGACCCCAACCAGAAAAACUUGGUAGCUGAGGUCUCAACCAAGGAAAUCAAAGUUUUUGGAAAAGGAAACCCAAUAAAAGUUGUUGCUGUUGAUUGUGGUAUUAAACACAACAUAAUCCGCCUGCUGGUUAAGAGGGGUGCAGAGGUCCACCUCGUACCAUGGGAUCAGGAUUUGAUGAGUCUAGACUACGACGGCCUCUUCAUCUCCAAUGGACCAGGAGAUCCUUCUCUUGCCAAGACCCUCAUUGACAAUGUCCGCAAGGUUCUGGAGAGUGAUCGUCCCCAGCCAGUGUUUGGGAUCUGUAUGGGCAACCAGAUCACUGCUCUGGCUGCAGGAGCUAGAUCAUAUAAACUACCUAUGGGCAACAGAGGUCAGAACCAGCCGGUGCUGAAUGUGAUGACGGGCCAGGCAUUCAUUACGGCGCAGAACCACGGCUACGGCAUAGACAGCGAGUCCCUGCCCCUAGGGUGGAGCCCACUUUUUAUCAACGCCAAUGAUGGCACCAAUGAGGGCAUCAUGCACAACAGUAAGCCUGUUUUCACGGCCCAGUUCCACCCGGAGGCUAAAGGCGGUCCCACAGACACAGAGUUCCUCUUUGAUGUCUUUAUAUCACUGAUCAAGAAAGGAAAUGACGCCAACAUAGUGUCCGUUAUGCCCAAGAAACCCCACAUCCCUCCCAGAGCCCAGGUGUCAAAGGUGCUUGUACUGGGUUCUGGUGGUCUGUCUAUCGGUCAGGCUGGAGAGUUUGACUACUCUGGAUCUCAGGCCAUCAAGGCCAUGAAGGAGGAGAACGUGCAGACAGUGCUCAUGAAUCCAAACAUAGCCUCUGUUCAGACCAACGAGGUGGGCACCAAGCAGGCGGACUCUGUCUACUUCCUGCCAGUCACGCCACAAUUUGUAACUGAAGUCAUCAAGAACGAACGUCCAGAUGGCAUCCUACUCUCCAUGGGUGGACAGACUGCACUAAACUGUGGAGUUGAACUAUUCCAGCGUGGCAUCCUGGAGAAGUAUGGGGUGAAGGUCCUAGGAACCCCAGUGGAGUCUAUCAUGGCCACAGAGGACAGACAGCUUUUUGCUGACAAACUGAUGGAGAUUAAUGAGAAGAUUGCACCCAGUUUUGCUGUGGAGUCUGUAACUGAUGCCUUGAAAGCGGCAGAGCAGAUUGGUUACCCAGUUAUGUUACGAUCGGCCUAUGCCCUGGGAGGUCUGGGCUCUGGUCUGUGUGCUGACAAAGAAAAGCUGGAAGAAACCGCCCACAAGGCUCUAGCCAUGAGCAGUCAGAUCCUGGUGGAGAAGUCUUUAAUGGGCUGGAAGGAAGUGGAAUAUGAGGUGGUGAGAGAUGUGGCUGAUAAUUGUGUCACCGUUUGCAACAUGGAGAACUUCGACCCACUGGGCAUUCACACAGGUGAUUCCAUAGUGGUGGCACCGAGCCAGACAUUGUCCAACGAGGAGUACCACAUGCUCCGUGAGACGGCCAUCAAAGUGGUUCGUCACCUUGGCAUUAUAGGCGAAUGCAACAUCCAGUAUGCCCUACACCCGUCCUCCCUGGAGUAUUGUAUAAUUGAGGUCAAUGCCCGGCUCUCCAGAAGCUCCGCUCUGGCAUCCAAAGCCACUGGGUAUCCCUUGGCUUUUGUCGCCGCUAAGCUGGCUCUGGGUAUCCCCCUGCCAGAGAUCAAGAACGCCGUAUCGGAGAAGACCACAGCCUGCUUCGAGCCCAGUCUCGACUACAUUGUCACCAAGAUCCCCCGCUGGGACCUGGACCGCUUCCAUGGCAUGUCCCAUGAAAUAGGCAGUGCCAUGAAGAGUGUCGGAGAGGUGAUGGCAGUGGGCCGGACCUUCGAGGAGAGUGUGCAAAAGGCCCUGAGAAUGUGUCAUCCAUCAGUGGAUGGCUUCAUGCCCCGGCUGCCACUCAAGAAAGCAUGGGCCGACACCCAGGACCUGCAACAGGAGCUGGCUGUGCCCUCCAUCACCCGCAUUUUCUCCCUCGCCAAGUCCCUCCACAGUGGCAUGAGUGUUGAUCAGAUCCACCAGCUCACAUCCAUAGACAAGUGGUUCCUCCACAAACUGCGCAGGAUAACACAGCUGGAGAAGCACCUGGCUAACUACAACAGUGGCACAGUUCCUAAGGAGCUGCUGCUGAAGGCCAAGCAGGACGGAUUCUCAGACCUACAGGUCGGUCAGAUUCUGGGCUCCAGUGAGAAAGAAGCCAGAGAGCUGAGGCUCAGUCACGGCAUCAGACCCUGGGUCAAACAGAUUGACACCUUGGCAGCAGAGUAUCCGGCCAUGACCAACUACCUGUAUUGUACCUAUCAUGGUGGAGAGCAUGAUCUGGACUUUAAAGACCAGGGAAUUAUGGUUCUUGGUUGUGGUCCUUACCACAUUGGGAGCAGUGUAGAGUUUGACUGGUGCGCGGUGUCAAGCAUCAGAGCUUUGAGGCAGAUGGGAAAGAAGACGGUGGUGGUCAACCACAACCCCGAGACGGUCAGCACUGACUUUGACGAGUGUGACCGCCUUUACUUUGAGGAGUUGACCCUGGAACGCAUUCUGGACAUCACCCAACAGGAGGGUUGCUCUGGCAGCAUUGUGUCAGUUGGAGGCCAGAUCCCCAACAACCUGGCUGCCCCGUUGCACCUGAAUGGCGUGAAGAUUCUGGGGACGAGCCCCCUGCAGAUCGACCGGGCAGAGGAACGCUCCGUCUUCUCCAACAUACUGGAUGACCUCGGGGUGGCCCAAGCCCCAUGGAGGGCCCUUAGCUCCCUGGAAGAUGCGUUUACCUUCGCCAACCAGGUGGGCUAUCCCUGUCUGCUGCGCCCCUCCUAUGUACUCAGUGGCUCUGCGAUGAAUGUUGUGUAUGGAGAAGAGGAGAUGAAACGCUUCUUGGAGGAGGCCACUCAGGUGUCCCAGGACCAUCCAGUGGUCAUCACCAAGUUCAUCCGCGGUGCCAGGGAGGUGGAGGUGGAUGCUGUGGCCAAGGGUGGCAAGGUUCUGGUCCAUGCCAUAACAGAGCACGUGGAAGAUGCGGGGGUACACUCUGGAGAUGCCACCCUCAUGCUACCAACCCAGAGUAUUAGCCAGGGGGCGCUAGAAAAGGUUAAGACUGCCACCCGGAAAAUCGCUCAAGCAUUUGAAAUUUCGGGGCCCUUUAACACUCAGUUUCUGGUUAAAGGCAAUGAUGUCAUGGUGAUAGAAUGUAAUCUUCGGGCAUCGCGCUCCUUCCCUUUUGUGUCAAAAACAAUCGGUGUGGACUUAAUCAAUGUGGCAACCAAAGUGAUGGUGGGAGAGCCUUUGGAUGAGGCCAACCUGCCUUCGCUGGAGAAACCCAUUAUUCCUGUGGACUUUGUUGGCAUCAAGGCACCCAUGUUCUCCUGGCCACGGCUGAGAGAUGCAGACCCUGUGCUUCGCUGUGAGAUGGCCUCCACAGGCGAAGUAGCAUGUUUUGGACCCAACAUUUAUUCAGCCUUCCUGAAGGCUAUGCUCUCCACAGGCUUCAAGCUACCGCAGAAGGGCAUCCUGAUUGGUAUUCAGCAUUCGUUCCGACCCAAUUUCCUGGCUACAGCUCACCACCUGAAAGAGGAGGGAUUCAAGCUCUAUGCUACAGAAGCCACCUCUGCCUGGCUGUGUGCCAAUGAUGUGCCUGCCACUCCAGUUGCCUGGCCCACUGAGAAGGGAGGAGACACCAGUUUGCCCAGUAUUAAGAGACUGAUCAACGAGGGAGAUAUUGACCUGGUGGUCAACUUGCCCAAUAACAACUCGCGCCAUCUGAGGGAUAACUUCCUCAUCCGCAGAAUGGCUAUCGACCAUGCGGUUCCCCUAAUCACUAAUUACCAGGUGGUGAAGCUGUUUGCAGAAGCUAUUGGCCAUGCGGGUGAGCUCGACACUACCAGCCUCUUCCACUACCGGCAGAAAGACAGCAAACACAGAGUGGCUAACCAGCAGGGCUAAAGCUUCCUUCUGUUCCCCUUGGUUCCCUUUGUAUAACAACUAGAGUUGCAGUCUUUCAGGGGUUACCUAGACCAAAACACAACAACAUACAAUACUUAUAAACCUGUUUUAAAAGCAAUGAAUUGUUUUAUUACUAGCCAAUUUACUUACUAAUGCUUUACAGACCAGCAUUUACAUACAAUUUAUGAACAAACGUUAAUAAUUAAGAAAUGGUUCAUAUAGCAAUUUAAGUCUGUAAACUUUCUGAAGAACUACAAAGACAAAACAAGCGUCAUGCUGGAGGAGGAUAAGCACCCAGCCAAAGAAAUGUUUCGCAAUCCCAAAAUUGUUCUACUGUCUUAUAAGUAAGCUUUAAAGAAUGAAAGAAUUGAUUAUUAUUAAUAAAUACAACUUAUAACCUCCAUGUAAAGGUGACUUAUUAUAAUUGGUACCAGAGAGGGUAAUUACACUGGCUUUUCACUCAAGCUGAAGUAAAUCCCUAAGAGCAGUGUUACUGUGGUCCAGUGUUUUUUCUCGUCUUGUUUUGCUUUUUUUAUGAUCAGUGGUUUAUUUUGUUUGUUUUUAUUUUGGGGCCUCUGUGAAUGUGAAACUUUUCGGCUCUCCUCAAUACCAAAGUUUUGGCCAAAUGACUUUUUUAUUUAUUUAGUCUCAUUCAUCCAUUUUUGUAAUAGACUUCAAACGGUGUAGAAAAUGUAUCUAUAUGCAUGACUUUUAAAGAACUGUAGGUAAGGUAGCUGUAUUGAAGAUAAUUCUUGUGCAUUUUUUGAUUAGAAUAAAGUUUUAUUUUUCAAGAGUUCCAGCCUGGAACCCCA